Messenger RNA from Sciurus carolinensis (gray squirrel), 3048 nucleotides. RefSeq names its product CKLF like MARVEL transmembrane domain containing 5 (gene Cmtm5). Gene Ontology annotation, cellular component: membrane. The record is from RefSeq and is a predicted model, not a curated record. The transcript is spliced from 5 exons. Bases 293 to 880 code for a protein of 195 amino acids. NCBI's taxonomy places the organism in Eukaryota, Metazoa, Chordata, Mammalia, Rodentia, Sciuridae.
AGGGGAGGGGUUAGCCACGCCUUCUCAGCCCUCCCCGUGUCCUCCUAGGGGGCUGGAGCAGGCAACAGCAGAACUCUCUCUGGGCAAUUGGGUGAAGGCCCAUUGGGAGGCCUCCCCAGCGGCUGCCUUCUCCUGGGCCCCCAGGCAGGCCUCUCUGCUUCAUUUUUAGGUUUCUCCAAGUGCCUUCUGUAUCCUGUCUGCUUCUGCAUUCUUCCAGGUUUCUGGGUCUCUUCCUGGGCUGGUGGCAGUGUGUGGGUAGGUGGUGGGGCUGUGCCCAGUGGGCCCCACGGAGAUGUUUAGUGCUUGGAAUCGCCGGGACUGGCCCCCCGAGGAGCGGGCAGCUGCAGAGCUCCAGGGCUUCGCUGUGGACAAGAACUUCUUCUCUUCCCUCAAAGGCAUCCUGCUGGAAACUGAGCUGGAAGGGAGGCGGGUGCCAGCCUGUGGGGUUCCUGAGGAGGGAAGGGAAAGCCAAGGCCUGGCCAGUGCAUGUGUCCCCUUCCGGGCAAGCUCUCCACACUCGGUCCUGCAGGCUCUGACUUUCAUCAUCUUCAUCUGCUUCACGGCCUCCAUCUCCGCCUACAUGGCCGCGGCACUGCUGGAGUUCUUCAUCACGCUCACCUUCCUCUUCCUCUACGCCACCCAGUACUACCAGCGCUUCGAUCAGCUUAACUGGCCCUGUCUGGACUUUCUCCGCUGCCUCAGUGCCAUCAUCAUCUUCCUUGUGGUCUCCUUUGCUGCUGUGACCUCCCGGGAAGGGGCUGCCAUUGCUGCUUUUGUUUUUGGCAUCAUCCUGGUGUCUGUCUUUGCCUAUGAUGCCUUCAAGAUCUACCGGACUGAGAUGGCACCCAGAGCCACCCAGGCUCUCAGGCUUUAUGUAUAAUUAAUCCUCAAGACCAGUUGACUGACCUGGCCGGGGUGUAAAUGGAAGGGCACCACCUGAAGGAGGUAUAGAGGAAGCUCAACUGGGGGAGCUGGGGAGAGGGGUGCCAGGUGAAGGAAUGAGAAGAUGGUCUGGAGAAAUGUCUGGAUGGUCUUGUCAAAAAGUUCAGUGGAGGCCAGGGCUUUGCUUUGAGUAGCAGGAAGUCAGAACCAGUUGGACCCUGAACAACUAUGUGACCAGUCCUCAGUAGAAGCUCAGAGAGAGGAGAACCUUGCUCAAUGGUGAGUGCCUGUGUAUGCCCCUGUGCUUGUACAUGUCUGAGAGUGAGAAUGGACGAGCGUUGCCAUGUUUCAUCCACCUUGCAUAUCGAAUGGGCUCAGCAUUGACUUGCCCCAGAAUCCUGAGAUCUCUCAUAGAAAGGUGCUGACCCGCAGAGGCUGGGGUUAGACCCCUGGGGCUGAUAAGGGUCAUUCCCGUGAGCUAUUUCUAAGGAACUGACUACAGUAGGACCUGUCCCACAUCCUUUCCCUGCACCUCCCUUCCCAGGAAGCUCUGAGCCACUUUGGGUAUCAGCAGGAAGUUCGUUUGCAAAGAGCAGGUAUCCCAGGACAAUUUCAAUGCCUCUAGCUGCCUCAGAGAUGGGUAGGUAGGAGGGUGGCUUCAGCUUUGGCAUCAGAUUUCUGUAUCCCAGUGUCUAUAAUUGGUUCAGCCUGUUGGUGCCUUUAUUUCUUCCACUGCUAAAAUUUCUGCCCUUUUCCCUUAGGGUUGACUGAGCAGAGCUGGCACUCAUGCCAGCAGGCAGGACACCUCACUUCUCAGGGCUUGGUUUCCUCCUCUAAAGAUGUGAGGUGCUUUGCUUCCCACAACUGAUACAGAGGCUGUGGCCACCAGCCCUCUUGCUCCAGGAUGGGCUGCAGGUGGGAAGGACAAAAAGGCACAGACAGUGUCAGGUCUCACGUUUAUUGUGGGUGAGCCUCAGUCAGGUUUUGGAGGCAGCAUCACUCUUCAUCAUGCAUUUUUUGCUGAGAAAGGAAAAGAGGUUGUGAGGGGCAGUGGCAAGAGGGAGGAAGAUGUGGGGAAGAUUCGCUAGGGUUUUCAGAGGCAAAGGGAGACACCCACAGAAAGGGAAAGGUUAGGGCUGGGGAUGCAACUCAGUGGUAGAGUGCUUGCCUAGCUUGUUCAAGGCCCUGGGUUCAAUCCCAAGCACCACCAAAAAAAGCAGGUGGCAGUUAGGUUUCAGUGAUCUUGGGAUCCUUGUUGUGGGUGCUUACAGUUUAGGGGAUGAGGGGAUGGGCAUGGGCUCUCUGCAGAGAUUCCAGUCUGACUAUAGCAGCCCAAGUGAGGGACCCACCUUGGCACUGAUGUCACGGCUCUUGGCCCGAAGCUUGUUGACCUGGGACUCAGCGAUGUCAGCCCGCUCCUCUGCCUCAUCCAGCUCGUGCUGCACCUUGCGGAACUUGGACAGGUUGGUGUUGGCCUGCUCCUCCUGUGGGGAGAGGGAGGUUGUGAGGAUGAGGUGAGAUGGGGCCUGGGACAAGCUCCUUGUCCCUGAACCACUCACUCCUUACCCAAGUUCCUGCAACAACCUUUCCAAGGGUCGCCCGCACCUGGUAUUACACCCUCCUCAAACUUUUCCAGUUUUCAGAAUCCUUCACGGCCACCCAGUGCCCAGAAUGAAUGUCAUGCUGGCAUGCUCCCCUCUCCACCCCAGAAUCCAACUUCACUACACCUAUUCCAAUCAUGACAUGAUGCUUGCUGACCCCAGAACUUCCUGCACAGAUGUGCUCAUUCAUACCUCAUGUCCACAUUUUCCUGCUCACCUGAUGUCUUCCCCACUGUGUGAUGCCUAGUCAGGUUCCCUUUCAGGCCUGAUUCUAACUGCAUUGCCACCUUCCUGCCCUCAACACCGAUGGCUCCUCUCCUGUAUUAGCAUCUCCACUGCUUUCCUCUGGGCUUAUGGUGUGUGGACUAUGAGCAGCUGGUGGGCCGGUGCUGGGACACUACAUCAUGAACUCAGAGUGUCUGACACAGUUCUGAGCUCACAGGCAUAGAGAAUAAAUGUCUGAUAAAGAUUAGAGUUGAGGAGCUGGGGUUGUGGCUCAGUGGUAGAGCGCUUGCCUGGCAUGUGUGAGGCCCUGGGUUUGAUCCUCAACACCACAUUAAAAAAU